Molecule: messenger RNA, 3275 nt
Organism: Triticum aestivum (bread wheat)
Lineage: Eukaryota; Viridiplantae; Streptophyta; Magnoliopsida; Poales; Poaceae
Product: transcription factor GTE10
Exons: 5
Coding region: 1863-3119 (418 amino acids)
Source: RefSeq, a predicted model, not a curated record
AACAAGCGAAUUCCCGACAAGCCCCUUAACUUCCUGUCGUCUCCCCCGCUCCUCUCCCGCGCCGGAGCUCCCCUGCUCGGCUCCCCCGCGCGUAGCCGAAGCUCCUCCGCCCGACGCCUCCCCCACAGCUUCCCUCUCCUUGUCCCCUCCCCCUUCCUCAUGGUGAUCCAAGGCGAGGAGAAGGCUCGAUUUUUCUUCCGACGGCGGCGGCCUUCUCUGAGUUCGAUUCUCUCCAAACCCUCGUCCUCGGCGCCAUGGCGGCGGCGGCCGUUUCCGGGUCGUCCUCCUCCUCGGUGCUUCGGUAGCAGCUCGCCCGCGGCGGCGGCAGGAGCGAGCAGCAGCAGUGGCCGCGCGAGUAUGCAGCGAAGGAGGUCACCUUUGGCGUCGGCGCGCACGCCGCCAUGCUGCGCCGGAAGCCCUGUCUCGCAUGCGUGGUCGGUGUUGCAACAGCCGCUUCUCCUUUGCCAUGGGUGAUUUUUUGCUAUGCUAGUCGUCCCCCCCCCCUUCUAUUUUCCCAUGUUUCUUCUGCUUUAGUUUCCCAUGUGUUCUUGUCAGUCUCUUAGGUGAUGUAAUGUGGGUUUGAUUUUGCUGGUGCUUGCAGAUUUCUUCAGGGGUCGGAGGCCAACCACCACAUGGCAAUAGUCUGAAGACUGCAUUUGAAAUAUGCCUUCAACAUAGUUAACUACCUUGCUAAACUUGUCAUGUUGUGUGUAGAUACUGCCCCCGUGCUUGGCAAACUUGUCAUGAGGCAUCCUUUUGUUGCCUUUCCUACUGUUGACAAGACCAGGGUGACCAUCAGGGAGCAGAAGGAGGUCACCGUCCAGCUAAUUAACUACACCAAGAGCGGGAAGAAGUUCUGGAACUUGUUUUACCUGCAGCCUAUGUGGGUUCAGAAGGUAGCGAAAUGUUAUUGAAAUGCUGAAUUUGUUUUGGAGCUUGCAGACUUUGAAGACAUGAGCUGCGAAAUGAUAUAUGGUCAGGUGCCCCCACCAGUGGAAGAAGAUCCAGUGUCGAAACAACCCUGCUAUCCCAGCCUCUGUUCCAUAUCGACGCCCUCCGCUGCAAUAUGUCCCAAAAUUCAGAACUAGUCUUCUGCAAGCGCUCACAAGGGUUUUGAUACAAAAUUGUGCAUGGUGCCAUGGUAUCGGAUAGGCCAGAAUUUCAACAGGGACAAUAGAUAAUGCAUCGGAUUUCAGGGCAGGGGCGCCGGUACCUUUCACGAGUAGCAGAGCCGGAGUCGUCUGGACGAAGAAGUAGAAGAUCGGGGGCUGCCUGUACGAAGAUCGGGAGCUGCACCACCACUAACAGAAGCAGCAGAGUCAGAGGAAGACGGCAACAGCAGAAGAGGACGGAGUGGCGGAAUACAGCGCGCCGUCAGCCGUGGAGCCGCCGCCCGUCGAGGUGCGCGCAGGUAAGCAGGGGCGGCGCAAAUUGGCAGCCGCGGCUCAGGUGGGCCUUCGUCGCCGGCUGAACACCACGGUGGCUGGGGCGUGCGGUGCAGCGGCGAGGGAGGUGGAAGAAGCAGACGGUUGCUUCGAGUUGGAUUAGGAGCCGGGAAAGGAAAGAGUUGCAGUGUUGCCCGGCGAGGGUCUCAAACUCUCAAUUCAUGCUUAAUUAAGCUUUGGCGCGAAGCUUCAAAUGCACGCAAGCAAAUCCGAUUUUCUCACGGAUCACAUCACAUACGCAUCCACGGUUUGGAAUCGGCCUGAGCUCAUCAAUAAAAGGGAAGGCAGCCAACCUGCUGCCUUUGCCCUCGCCUCGCUCUGACUUCUCUUCUCGCACUUCCGAUCUUCCCCAUCGUCUCCUUCACCAAUCACCAGCCCUUACCCAGCGAAGCGACCGGCGUCCCCUGUUCCCUUCCCAUGGAGAUUGCCUACCCCUACGGCGGGGAGCUCACCAGGAAGCACGGCUCCGUGACAGGCCAGCCGUUUGCCGCCAAGAUCGACAUCAUGUCCGGCCAGAAGCGCGCGAGGGAGAUGCAGAUCCUUCGGCAGCGGUUCCAAGCAGAGCUCGUCGCCGUCCGUGGCCUCCUCCACAAGGCGGCCGCCGUGCUAAUUCCCGCCUCGUCCCCGUUGGCUCCCCGCGUUAAGGAGAGUCGUCCAGGGUUCUUGGCCGAGGAGCCGCCGGCCAAGAAGAGGAAGGCGUCUCCUCCCGUUCCUGUGAUCAAUCGCAAGAAGGCGCCAACGAAGAAGAAGAUGACGGCCUCUGAGAGGGAGAUGCUCGCGGAAGACCUGGAGCUGUUCGUUGCGGAAAUCCCCGAUCACAUCGUCCAGCUCUUGCAGAAGCACAGCUGCGCCACCCGCCCCGGCGAAAUCGAGAUGGACCUCCACGCGUUGGACGACGCUGCUGCUGUCGAGUUACAGGAGCAGGUUGACAAGUUCGCUCGAGAGAGGAGGUCGGCGAAUCCGUCGCCCCAAGAACGCCACCAAGACGGCCCUGAGGCGAUGAACGAAGAGGAGGACGAAGAAGUUGACAUCUGUGGCGGCGUCUCCCCCUUGGUGAUCGUGCCGCAACCUCUGCUGCAAGAACGCCACCAAGACGGCCCUGAGGUGAUGGCCGAAGAGGAAGAGGAGGAAGAAGUUGACAUCUGCGGUGGCGUCUCCCCAUUACCGAUCGUGCCGGCACCUCUGCUGCUCGUCGAAGAUGAAACAGCCAGCGGCAGCCCAAGCUCCAGCAGCAGCAGCAGCAGUUCAGAUACUGAUUCCAGCGACAGCGAUUCAGACACUGAUUCCGGCAGCAGCGACUCGGGUUCAGAGCACUCCGGCGGCAGUGACUCAGAUUCUGAUUCUGACGAGAUCGUCGACAGUCCAGCACCGGCCAUCACGCCUCCAACAUGUGAGCAGCUCGCCCGUGCUCUGGAAAGGCAGCGAAAGGAGGCCACGUCCCGGGCGAGGGAGAAGGCCCGUCAGGAGCUGCUCCACAUGGAGAAGACGGCAAUGCCCGACGAUACCCUACACCGAGAGGAUCUGAAGAGGCUCGGCAUUGAUGAGUACAACACGGCGAAGCCCAGCAACUUGUUGCGGCAGAUUGGGCUCUACCUCAAGGUUGACGAAGACUGGAAGCAGCAACGCCGUCAAAGCUUCCACGAGGAUUUAGAGGAAGGCGAGAUUCGGUCGUGAUCGUCGUUGCUAGCAAGGUCCUAUAACAAGUGAUGCUGUUGCUGAUGGCUUGAUGCCUCACACAAAACUUGUAGCUCUCUUUUGUAGAUUGUAUGUGUGCUGAACAUGAUUGGAUAUACGAAAGUACAUGAUCAAUUACACUGAGUAUCAAUUAAA